This is a messenger RNA of Danio aesculapii, 5210 nucleotides long. RefSeq names its product transcription factor Sp2. NCBI's taxonomy places the organism in Eukaryota, Metazoa, Chordata, Actinopteri, Cypriniformes, Danionidae. Gene Ontology annotation, cellular component: nucleus. The transcript has 3 exons. Bases 296 to 2956 code for a protein of 886 amino acids. The record is from RefSeq and is a predicted model, not a curated record. Gene Ontology annotation, biological process: regulation of gene expression.
CGGAAGUGUCUCAGGGUCGGGCCAGUCAGUGCCUGCGCGAGCUGACUCGUGGGGAUUACUGGCUUCAACAGAUUGAUGCCUUAGAUGAGACAUUCAUGACUGAUGGCAGUGCUGGAGGCAUGGGUGAAUAUCAGCAGUUACAUCAGAUGGACAAGGAAAUGGAAAUGGUGCCAUUACAUGGAUUAUGCAAGAUUUUGUGGCCCUGUCAGGCAAUAUUUCGAUGUUCUCUCAGGACUGACUUACUCGACGAGUACUGAAUAAUGAUUUCUCUACUGCUGAACGUACUGAGGUUGCUAUGCGAAAACAACAAGCAUUGGACAGCUUAGGUGAGAUCAUUUCACAAAAUAAAUGGACUGACCUUACUGCAACCAAAGAUUGUCAAAUGUCUGUGGGUCAAGAAGGCGAGUCAUCAGGUGAGGGGCUUUCAUUGAAGAAUGAACAUAAGGACAAGGUGCCACCAGAUGGGUUUCCUGUCCCACCACAAGACCAGACAGAAGAUGUAAAGGAUUACAGCAAGCAGAAUUCACCAAAAUAUACAUCAAUCUCAGACCAGAUGAGUCCUCUUGAAAACCAGACUCAUAAAAAUAAAGAUGUCACUUCUGAGGAAAAGACAAGAAGUCUACCAACAAACAUGCAGCUGAUACCCAAGAUGAAGUUUGAUAAUGCUAGGACAGACAUUUGUGAAGUAACAACCAAAGCUACAAAAAUUGUUAACAUCUCAACCAAUGAUUUGCUAGAAAUUAAGGUUCAAAGACAAUCUGUUCUGAAUAAAGAUUUUCAUAAUGACAAGCUAGUGCCAUCUGAUGGAUGCAACCUUUUUGAGAAAAAGACGCAGGUCAUUGAUGUGGCACAUGCAAGAGGGAGCAAACCUGUGAUUGACAUGAAUGCAAACAUUGAAAGUUUAGAACAUAUUAGAGAAUGCACUGAAGAUGAUAAAAUACAAACUUUAUGUAAUGUAGGAGAAAAUAGACUUUUUUUCAAAACAAACUUGGCAAUGACCAGUGCAGGAAAAUGUCUGGGACAAUGUGAUCAAGACGAGGUAUUAGAUUUAAGUCUACCAAAAAAGAAGGACCGCAAUAAGGAGAGGCAGUGUGAAUGGGUUGUAGACACUGAAUAUGAAGGUUCACUUCACAUGGAAGUUGACGAAAUUGAAGAUGAGCCCCAACAUGAUGAAGUGGAGCAGGAGGAUGAACUUGGAAUUUGCUGGAUGCCAUCAUUAAGUGAGGCUCACGCAUAUCUCCCACAGCAUUGGGAUGCACAUCUAUCCUCCCCCUCGCUUGAAGCCAUGCAAACUUCAUCGUACCCUAACGCCAUAACCCCAGACCCAGUGGAAACUCUACUUAUAGAUGACCAGGGCAUUCCUUACACACUCACCCUAGAUGGGCAGAAAGUCCCACAAAUUGAUAAUAUACAAGAUGUUGAAGGGUUCAAUGAACAAACAGCUCAAAGCCCAAGGCAAGCUGAAGAGAAGCCUUCUUCGUUUGCUUGCGUACAGGAUAUUGCAGACUCCAGACUGCAGACACAACCUAAUUCACUGAGUCCAAAUAUGUCUCUUGGCCUUGUCUCAGAGGAAGCCUCACAAGUUGCCCCAAACCAGGAGACUACAGCUUCUUCCAGUUCUGUAACUCUUGCAAAACCCACAAUCAUACCUGCUGUGUCUGACUUGGCAUCAGUUCCCAUUCAGAUUGUGGCCAAUACUACAGGGUCAAAUACUCCUAUUCUUCUCCUUCCUCCAUCUCAGCUUCAGUCACUUUCCUCACCAGCCUCUAAGGCUAACCCAGGACUAAUUACGCUUUCUUUACCGGUUUCUCUUAGUCAGAACACUCAGUCCUCCCCCAUGUUCUUAGUUUUGUCAUCUCCUCAGGUGUCCUCAACUCAGAGUUUGUCCUUGCCUGGGCAAUUAUCUCAAAUUUCCUCCUCUUCCACUGUUGCACUUCCCUUAGCCACUUGUCCCCUUGAUUUGGGAUCUACAUUAAUUUCCCAUCCGUCACUUCUCAGCCUCAGCACGGUUUCCUCUGCCACAGCUACAGACAUCUCAGGAUCCAAAAACCCCUCUAAUCUUCCUGCUAGCCCUACCUCAUCAACUGCUUCCUCUAGCACUUUAACAGUGACCUCUACAAGUCCAGCCAAGCAAUUCAGCACUGAUGCCUGCUCUGACACACCAGUGCCCACUUCCUUUCGGGAGGCUCUUCUCAGAUUGGCUGUGUCUGUGGAAAAAAAACAAGAAAACCAGACUGAGGCUCAAUCGGUCACUUCUCCUUCCUCAUGUUCAGAAGCAACCAAGCCGAAUUCCUCUGCCACAGUCCAGGAAAGUAAAAACCAGGAGGUAAACUGUGACGGUGAAGCUGAAUCUACCUGUGUAGAUCAAGCAGACUCACUAGAUACCCCCUCUUCCACCUCAUCCCUUUGUCCUGUAUCACCCAGCAAUCCUUCAAAGAGCCAAGACUCUUUAGGCCCACGUCGCAUACUUUACUGUCAGUAUUGUCCUCGGAUCUUCUACUAUCUCUCGGACCUUGAGCGCCAUUCCAUCACACACUCCCAAAGCAAACCCCAUGUGUGUCAGCUCUGUGGCAAGGCUUUCAAAAGAUCAAGCCAUCUUGAGCGACACAAACACAUCCAUACAGGACAGAGAAACUUUGUGUGUCAGCUUUGCCCAAGGCGUUUUCGUGAAUCAGGGGAGCUAAUGAGACACCAGAGAGUACACACCGGUGAAAAACCCUUUCAAUGCUUAAUAUGCCAUAUGCGUUUUGCAGAGCGCAACACACUGCGACGUCACACAAAGCGCAAGCACCAAGGCCAGCAGCUGGAAGCAGUGGACAUGAAGGAGAAGCAAGAAAGUGAAGGGAUUUCCCUUGCUGGUGUGCAAGCAGAGGCAGAGGAGAAUGCAGAGUGGUACAGUUCAACAGUUCCUGAAAUAGAGUCUGACAGUGACUCAGGGGGAGAAGGAACUACAUAAGGACAUAAACAAUUAGGUUAUAUUUAUUUAUUUUUACCCAAAAAUGUUAAAUAUAAGAAUUGUUGUAUGUUUAAUUUAUUCUAUAUUGACAUAACAAUUCCUUAAUUCUCAUUAGUUUCAUAUAAUUUUCUACAUUUCAUUCCUUUGAUACUUGAGGCUAUUACUGCUGAUGACUGAACGAGGCAAAAUUCACUAAAUAUUCAUUCUAAUAAGCUUCAUUUUUGAGAUAUUCAAACACUUUGUUUUAAAUCUUCGGUCAAUUAUUCAUUUCAUUUUUUUUAUGCAUGCACGUCAUUUUUCCUCAUGGGUGUGAUGUAGCUAUUGUAAUGGACUAAGACACUCAAAUGCUCUUUGUAAUUUUAGAUUGUGAUUUCUUGAAAUAACAACAUUGUGACAAGGAAUAGCAAGAUAUCUUUAACUCUCCAAAUUAUUUGGCCAAACUAGGCCUCACAUAUGCUUUUCUUGGCCAUUUAUCGUGUAUCAUGACUAAAGUGACCAUUCUUUAGCUACAAGAAACUUGGGCAAGAGCACAACUUGGGCAUUCUUUAGCUACAAGAAAUGUGUGUUUCAAACAUGUUCAGUGCAAGCCCAUUGUGACUGCGUUUGUAACAUGCAACCUGCAGAGGGCAGUUUAAUAGCACUGUGACCUCUUUAUGCUUUUUCUCAUUCCACAGUCAUUGCUUUCAUUUACAUUUUGUCCUCUGUUGCUUUAUAUGCAUUUUCCAUUAUUUUCGGCUAGUUCUUCAAAUAACAACUGAGGUAUCACAUAUUGGAUCUACUGCUUAUUCAGCUCCAUGCAUCUGACCGAAGGUUCACUUUAUGCUUCAUGAGGAACACUGAUAAAUACCAGUUUACUAUGGAAACCUGAGUUAUUUAACACAUUCGAUUGUUUUUGUAGAAUAUGCUGCACAUCUGUUGUGUACAAUUCUACAGACUUAGGUUUUUAUUAUGAUUAUUUCAGAACAUCCUCAGAUUUAUCCACUAUAAAACAUCUUGCUGUUUGUUCCUUUUGGUUUCUGGCUCUAGGUUAUAUUUUCAGAAGGGAGCAUGUGUGGUCAACAAUAUUUAGAUUUUAAAUGCGGUGAUUUUUUUUUUCUUUUCUGAACCUGAAUUAUUAUAAAAUCCUGACCUUCUUUCAGGGUCUGCUUAAUUUUUAUUGCUCUAAAUUAUGCUUUUAUAUGGACAAAGGAGGUUUUAUUUCUUCUUCAGAACUAUUGCGGAAUGUUCUAGUCCAUCUGCACAUAUUAUUUGUAAUACAAAAUUAUUUAACUAUUUAAUACAUUUUCACAAUGAUGUGCAGAUAUAAUUGUCUGGUGCUCUUGCACUUUUCUAUUUAUGCUGAUAAUGUUACAUUUAAACGUAGCAGAACACCUAACUAGUAACUACACUCCCAGAAAUAAAGGUACAAAAUCUGUCACUGGGACGGUACCUUUUUAAAAGGUACACUGUUGUACCGUACAGGUGAACAUUAGUAUCUUUAGGGUACACUUCUGUACCUUUAAGUUACUGUGAGGUAAACAUUUGUACUUUUUAGCUAUUAAUAUGUACAUUUAAAGACCUGUUGGGAACAAAAAUGUAUUUUUUAAAAAGGCAGAUUUUCUACCUUUAUUUCUGACAGUGUAGGUUAUAACCUGAAUAAAAAAAGCUGGCUUGACAAAAAGGUUUAACCCCUGAUGAACAAUUCUGUUUAUGUAAUUUGCCAUUUAAAUAACCUAUCAUCAUGCACAGACUGGACACCUUGGGUCAAUAUAAAAUUCUGUUGGUUAAUUUUCAGAUUUGAUUAUUAAUCUCAAUAUUUGCACAGGCUAAUUAAAGCUUGUCAAACCCUUCUCUUUUCCAUGCUUAAUUAACUUUGCUCUCAACUCAUGGCAGCACAUAUUCUACAGCUAUUUUAUGUGCUGGACAGUAUCACUAAAUUUGAUUCACACAGUUGUUUACGUAGUUUUAUUCAUAUAUAUUAAGACUGGUUUCGUGUGUUUUUAUUAUUGAGCUCAUUUCACAGUAGAUUUACCACAUGUUUGAAAAUACAUAUUUGGUUCUAUCUUACAAGGAGUGUGUUGAAACUGACUAAGAACAAUCUUGCACCAAUGAGAACUAUUUAUUUAUGGUGGAAAUGUUAUAUUUAAAAUGGUGUGUUACGUCACAGAACACUUAUAUAUUUAAUACACAAUUUAAAAACAAGACUGUGGAUAUUUAAACAGCCUAAUUUCUGUAACCUGUGUCACAGGAUUUUGAAUAAAAUGAAUCAAAUUCA